Molecule: messenger RNA, 2768 nt
Organism: Pipistrellus kuhlii (Kuhl's pipistrelle)
Lineage: Eukaryota; Metazoa; Chordata; Mammalia; Chiroptera; Vespertilionidae
Gene: PHETA1
Product: PH domain containing endocytic trafficking adaptor 1
Exons: 4
Coding region: 386-1084 (232 amino acids)
Biological process (GO): receptor recycling; retrograde transport, endosome to Golgi; endosome organization
Cellular component (GO): trans-Golgi network; early endosome; recycling endosome
Source: RefSeq, a predicted model, not a curated record
CCCCGUGCUCCCGAGGCCGCGCCGCCCGCAGACAAAGCCCCGCCGCCGCCGCCCGGAGCGCGGGUCCCGGGCCAUGGCCGAUCCGCUGCCCGGCCCCGCGCCUCCCGUCCCGCCGCCGCCGCCCUAGGCCGCGCCGCCAGAUGUGGAAAUAGAGGUCCAGAGAGGCUUAACGCUUGCCUGAGGUCUCACAGCCUGGACACUACGGAGCUGACAUUUCAACCCGGGGAAGAGCACGCUGAGAGCAGACUGGGCAGAGGCAGGGAGGGAGCCGUGGCCUGACAGGGACUUCACAUACGUCGCCUCUUGAAAAAAUGCAGCUAUUGUCCUAUGUAGAGUGAGGCUGUGAGAGCAGGAGCACCAGGCCCCGGGCUCCCCGCAGGCCGCCAUGAAGCUGAACGAGCGCAGCCUGGCCUUCUACGCGACCUGCGACGCCCCGGUGGACAACGCGGGCUUCCUGUACAAGAAGGGCGGCCGGCACGCCGCCUACCACCGGCGCUGGUUCGUGCUGCGCGGGAACAUGCUCUUCUACUUCGAGGACGCGGCCAGCCGGGAGCCCGUGGGCGUCAUCAUCCUGGAGGGCUGCACGGUGGAGCUGGUGGAGGCCGCCGAGGAGUUCACCUUCGCCGUGCGCUUCGCCGAGGCCCGGGCCCGCACCUACGUGCUGGCCGCCGAGAGCCAGGCCGCCAUGGAGGGCUGGGUGAAGGCCCUGUCGCGGGCCAGCUUCGACUACCUGCGGCUGGUGGUGCGGGAGCUGGAGCAGCAGCUGGCGGCCAUGCGGGCGGGGGGCUGCCCGCCGCCGCCGCGCCGGCCCCGCGCCCUCCCGCCCAAGGAGAACGGCUGUGCGGUCUGGAGCGCCGAGCCCCCCGCUGCCUCACCGGGCACCUCCGCGGGCGCCUCCGCGGGCGCCCGGUCUGGCCCUGAGCGCCCCCCGCUGCCACCCCGCCGGCGGGCCUCGGCGCCCAAUGGGCCUCUGGACUCGGCCUCCUUCCGCCAGCUGCACGAGUGGUACGGGCGGGAGGUCCGGGCACUGAGGAGCCAGUGGCUCAGGAGCCGGGACCCGACGGACAGACUUCUGGAGCUCUAAGCAGGCUCCGACGGGCCCAGCCCUCAGACUGGGGAGCCCAGUCCUGAGGGAGAUCACAGUUAAGUCCCGAGGGAAACUGAGGCCCCUGUGAGGGAUGUAAGCGCCUGAGAAGGUGCUGGAAUCCGAAGAGCGUUUAGGACUCAGAGGGGGUCACUGUGCCUCAUGCUGAGGAGAAUCCUGGGCCUGGCUACACCUCAGGACGCCUGAGGGCUGGUUCUGAAGGAACUCUAGCCCCAGGCCCAGCCCGAAUCACCAGUGAAGGCCUGCUGCUGGCGUCAGGUCCUGUGGCCCGAAGGCAAAUGCCCAGUCAGCCCUCGUCCCUGACGGGUCCUCCACACGGACAGAGAAGGCUCCGUGCCACGCCUCACCUGGGUCUGUCCUCCUUUAGCUCCAGUGGCUCCUGAGAAGCUGGCCUGGCUCCAGGCCACCCGCCCGCCCGCCUCCAGAGGCAGCAGGUGCAGAAGGUGCAGCAGGUUUUAAUGCGUAACCGGAAUGGUGAGAUCACCCGGUCCCAAGGAGCGGGGCGGAGGCAGGGCUUUGUCCUGGGCCUCAGCCAGACCUUGAGGUGGUGCUCCUGGUGCAGUAGUGACCCUCUGGCCUGGGGCCGUGCCUGUGUUGGUGUGGUGGCUCUCACUGGCCCUCCCCACGGUCUUCAGCCACAUCCCCCACCUCCUCUCCCAGAGCCAGCUCUCCCACUCCCGUCCUGGGACAAGGCCUCUUGGGAGCUCGCCUGACCUGGCCCGGUCUGGCUGGGCAGCCCUGGCUGGAGCUGACUUGGCAGCAGGUUUCACUAGGGAGGGGCGGACUCACUGCCCGGAAAGGGCCCUGGUGCAGACCGAGAGGGGCAGAGAAGCCGCUGGGAAGCUGAAUCCCUUCCCCCGUCACAGUCCAGGCCCCCUCCACCUCCAUAUUCCGACGGGGAGGCUGACAGCACAGUGGCUGUUCUUCAUCCGAGGAGACUCUCAGGGGGCCGGGUCACCCCUGGGCCCUCAAGCUGGUCAUGUUUACAGUCCUCAGUGCCCCACACUGGGGACCCCCUGAGGACACCCUCCCCCUGACUCUAUUCUUCCUGCUGCCUUCAGAGGCUCUGGGGCCCGGGGGGAGGUUGGGAGCUGUGGGUCUACAAUCACCAGCUCACUGCUGGCUCAGUGGGCUGGGGCUUCCGUUUUAAUUUAAUUUUUAAUACUUAGGUGUUGUUUUUUUUAGCAACAACAUUUAGCAUUUCCAUUACUUUUGUUUCUUGUUGGCUGGUGGGAACAGGGCGCCUGGCUCUCAGCGUGGCUGGGGUGGGGGUGCCAGAGGGCAGUUGGCAGUCCAGGGAGAGAGCCAGGAGUCUUGGCUGGAGACAGAGGCAUCUCAGGGCCAGCUCUGAGCUGUGGCAGGUGCCUCUGGGCCUUGGUAUGUUUCCUGUUCCGCUCUCUCCCAAGUCCUGAGCAGUAGGGGUGGGGAUGGCGGCUCUUGUCCUUCGAGCCUGUGUCCUGGCCACACCCGGCUGGCAGGAUGAGAUGCUGGCCCCAGUCCUGACGCAGGUUUACAAGCUCUAAAGGUACAGAGCCCCCGGUCUCCCUGGGGGCCGGUGGUUAUCACCCCCACUCUGCUCCCCAUCCUGAAAGCACAAGAUCCGGUCAGAGUUGGGGGGGAGGGAGAUAUCACAAAGAUUAAAAUGAAGUAAAACUUUGUCAAG